Messenger RNA from Ascoidea rubescens DSM 1968, 321 nucleotides. RefSeq lists its product as uncharacterized. The transcript is spliced from 3 exons. The coding region runs from base 1 to 321 and encodes 106 amino acids. The record is from RefSeq and is a predicted model, not a curated record. NCBI's taxonomy places the organism in Eukaryota, Fungi, Ascomycota, Saccharomycetes, Ascoideales, Ascoideaceae.
AUGAAUUCAAUCUCAAGAUCAAUUUUGAGGUUGGUUUUGAGGUUAGAGCCAGCAAUCAAAGACGAAGAAAACAUCGACUACAACUUACAAAAAGACACCUCUCACCCUAAUAUUUCUCUAUUCUUGCUGCUACCAAAUCCUCAAAACAUCGCUCCACCAAAAGUGGUUACUGAUUUAAAUGACACUGAAUUCUCUUCCACAGAACUAGAAGCACCAAUCAAUGCUUUGGAUCCAACUGUCAAUCAAAAUACAUCAUCCUCGGCGUACUUCCAUGUCCCCAAUCAACCCAAAUUGAGAUUGAACCAUUACUUAACAAUUUAA